AUGACAACCCUAGUUCAUUAUUUGGUGUUCAAUUGGUUUGGAAGGCAGAAAUUUGGAAAUAAUCAAAUUUGGGAAGGAAUCAGGGAUCAACUCUGUGAACCUGAAUUAAAUCCGAUGUGGCUGCUUGUAAAAUUUUGGCAAUAUAUCAAAAUGGAUCCGAAAAAGGCCUUCAAGGAUAGAUUUCUAAUUGACAUCCUUGUGCUUCGAAGAAUGAAUUGUAAGGUCUUUCAACAUCAAUUCAACUACCAUUGGAAUGGCCAGAUCAAACUACAGGAGCCACCGAAAACUCCUAUAGAAGAACUCAAUCAAUGGGCAUCAUACAUUACUAGGAUGUUUUCAAAAUUAUUAACGAAGCGUAACUACCAGAGGUGCAAAGGAAACACAACUUUGCGAUUAUAUGAAGCGCCUUUUAUUAUUGCGGCUGACGCUUCAAUUCAAUCUGUGGUUAAUUGGUGUGACAAUCCUGGGGAUUGUCGUCUGGUCUAUUUUGAUGGUGAAACUGAUCUACACACCAUUAUUUAUUUUGGAAUCAAAUCAACAGACCUUUUUAUUGUCGUGAAACCCGAUGAUGAAAUAAUGGCUUCAAUUGAUAGGUCCUUGAAGUUCUGGAGAAGGGCUGUGUCCCAAUCAAAAUUACUCUAA
Messenger RNA from Meloidogyne enterolobii, 642 nucleotides. The record is from the annotation of a GenBank genome assembly. NCBI's taxonomy places the organism in Eukaryota, Metazoa, Nematoda, Chromadorea, Rhabditida, Meloidogynidae.